Messenger RNA from Caenorhabditis remanei, 528 nucleotides. RefSeq lists its product as uncharacterized. Lineage: Eukaryota; Metazoa; Nematoda; Chromadorea; Rhabditida; Rhabditidae. The record is from RefSeq and is a predicted model, not a curated record. The transcript has 4 exons. Gene Ontology annotation, molecular function: methylated-DNA-[protein]-cysteine S-methyltransferase activity. The coding region runs from base 1 to 528 and encodes 175 amino acids. Gene Ontology annotation, biological process: DNA repair.
AUGAUCAUACGUGAGUGCGUCUAUGAAGUUGCACAGUCGAAUCAAGGAGAGGUACUUAUCGCAGAAUGUACCGCUAGUGGAAAAGUGGUCGCUAUUUAUUUUGUCGACGAUGACUUGAAUUUGUUGAUUGAAGACCUUAACGGGGCCUAUCCAACAGUUAAGUUCGUUCCCGGAACUCCUACUCAAACUUCGAUUAUUCUUCGAGCCAUCAACGAGCUUGAUUGUACUAUCAAGAUUAACAUGGUACACAAAAGCGAUACGACUUUCGGAAUGCAAGUUUACACAGCGAUUAUGAAUAUUCCUAAAGGACAAACUCGUUCAUAUUCAGAUAUCGCAAGAGAAAUUGGUAACCCAUCGGCCACAAGAGCUGUUGCUGGAGCCUGCGCCCGUAACAAUUUGGCAUACAUUGUCCCUUGUCAUCGUGUUAUCGGUACAAAUGGAAAUAUGUCUGGAUACCGUUGGGGAAUCGCCAAAAAAAGAGCUUUGCUUCAGGCGGAAGGAGCCGAGCUAAGAUUUUCUGCGAUGUAG